Messenger RNA from Spodoptera littoralis (African cotton leafworm), 2196 nucleotides. Lineage: Eukaryota; Metazoa; Arthropoda; Insecta; Lepidoptera; Noctuidae. The record is from the annotation of a GenBank genome assembly.
AUGGAUUACAAAAUGGAGAUUGUUGCGCUGCUUUUAUGCGUUAUACCUGCGUUUGUCGCAUCAAUCACAAUCACACCAAAUGGAAACAGUCCCGAAAUUAAAAUGGUUGGAGGAAUGUCGAUGGAUGUGCAGCAGGACUUCAUACCAAUGGAAUCAAAAAUAGAAGAAGUGACUAUCAGAACAAACCGUGGAAAGAAGCGAAAACCCCAAACCACCCAAACUAAUAGUAACUCUACAAAGUUAUCGAUCAACGAAAGAUACAGGAGACUAAUACCUUAUAUGACAUUCUACUAUGCCAACGACUUGGCGGCACCGGUGACGGAUAACGUAAAGGAAGUUGAAGUAGAAAAAGCACAAAUACUCGAGGCCAGCGGCAUAAAUCACGCCAAUAAUCGAGAGCCCAAAAAAAUCGUUUAUUCGAAUAGAAACAUUCCUAGAUAUCAAGGAAACAGAUUAACUCAACAUAACAUCGCAUCCGCAAAUCCAACAAAAAUCUAUUACAAAGGAGGUGUACCAGUUUAUCAUACUACAAACAAAGUAUCUCCAAAUUACAAUCCCUUAUUGUCGGAAUUUAAUAACGGAGUCUUGAGAAAUGAAUACGAAAACGUCAGAUUGGUUCAUAAGCAAGUUCCAAAACCCCAAGGCAUUGCGUUUAUACCAACAACCAGAAAACCUUAUUUGAAUUUAUACAAUGAGGACUCGCCCAACAUUCGGUAUUAUUUGUCGGAGAAACCGAAAUAUAAAUUGGUUCCUUAUGAGCAAACUCCUCCCGUUAAAGUACCCGAAAAUGAGAACGUUUAUGACAUAACAAAAAAACCAGUACCAGUAUCGGUGUUAAUACCUAAAGAGCAUGUUUAUGUGAAACCAAGACCGGCUCGUCCCCACUAUGUUUACGACAACAUUGACGUUCAACAACCACCAAUCAGGAAGCAACCGUCAAUUGUUUCAGAAAGUUAUUAUGAGAAACAACGUCCACAACUCCUGCUGGCUCAACCUAUUGUGCAAAGUGGGUUUAAACCAAUAGUUAACUCACCUCAAUAUUCCAAGGAACCUGCGACUUACACUACUAGUGUACCUGAUGUUGAUCUUGAUUUUGAAAAUCAGAAGUACGAAACACAUUUACAGUCUCCACAAAGUGGAAACUAUGAGGAAAUAAAGCCUCAUUACUAUCAAUAUGUGGUUGACCAGGCCCCAACGUACAAACCUCCACCAGCAACGUCUAACACAGCUCCACUGGCGUCUCUGUUGAACUCGCUUCAGCUGAAUAAGUCUAUUCCAAAGCCUAUUACAAAAGAAAAUGUCAGUGCGUCCAUUAGGACUUUACUACAAGUGUUGAAUGUUUUGAAGGCUGUACCGCAAUCAAUCAAUGGAGGUGUCCCAGUUCUAAGCACCCCCAAACCAUUUGUGGCGUCAGAACUAGUUAAAGUAUCAAAACCAAGUAUUGAUGCUCAAUCAGACCCAGAACCGGAGCAGCCAACAUUACCGGAUGCAGAAUUCCCCGAAGAACCAUACCUUGCGCCCGUGAAUACUCCUUCCCAACAACUUGAUGAGUUAUCACCUGGUGUUGGAAGCAGCCAACAUUUCCCCUUGCAGCAGGCAUCCGACGACGAAGGUGGCACUCCAGGACGGCCAGGCAUCGACUACCCUAUACUCACCACGAUCCCUACCACCAGCUUCGACUGCAAGACGCAGCGGUACAAAGGCUUCUUCGCAGAUCCUGAGACACGUUGUCAGGUGUGGCAUUACUGUGACCUGAAUGGAGGGCAGGCGUCGUUCUUAUGCCCGAACGGGACAAUAUUCUCCCAGGCAGGACUGACCUGCGACUGGUGGUUCAACGUGCGUUGUGCUACCACUACUCAGCUAUACGUAUUGAACGAGAGUCUAUACAAGUACAUCCUGCCACAUUCGCCCAAGUUCCCCGAGGAUUACAGUGGACCACUGGUUGAUAAAUACUUGACCCUUAAAUUCAAAGAAAUGGAGGAAGAAUUCAAAAAGAACAAGAACAAGCAGAGUGUUGCUGAAAAAAGUGAUUCAGAUGAAGAAUCUGAUGACUCUGAUGAAAAUUCUACUGAGAAGGAAGAUUCAAGUGAGAAAGAGGACACUGAAGUCGGCAAAGGAGACAGUCCAGUUAGCGAAACUAGUGUCAUUGUAGACUCCCCCGGAGAGAGUGGGAAAGUCGAAAGGCUACAAGAGUAG